UCCAUACACAUUCGUUGGUGUCAUUCGGUCCCAUAUCUCCCAAAAGAGGGGAACCUUAUCUACUCGACAAAUCCAUUACAAAAAAAAAAGAAAGGUAAAUCUUAUCGGUGCCGGUUAACCAGCAACAAACGUGACUCAGUGGUGAACAGAAACUGGAGCAAUGAAGACUGUCGCUUUGCUGCCGGUACUCCUUCUACUGGGAAGCUUCUGCUUCCUGGAGGCGGCUCAAAUCCUGUGUUUGGUGAGUUCUGCUAAGCACAAUAAUCCUAGCUGGUCGCUUCCGCUCUUUGAGGCUUUGCUAGCCAAAGGCCACCACCUGUCGGUGCUCAGCAGCUCUGAGCUGAAACUAACUCCCAGGGAGGGGCUGGUCUACAGCCAUUUGCCCAAUGACUACGACGUGAUGCAAAAGCACUUCUUGGACAAAGAAACUGGGAAGUAUCAGCCGAUGAUGGCUCUCAAGCAGCUUCUGGUCUGGUACGAAGUUAUCCUGGGCAGCUGCCAAUCAAUCAUGGGGUCCGAAACCUUUAAACGGCUGCUGCCCGAGCUGGUAACUCAAGUCUCUCAGGAAUUCGAUCUGAUAAUCACGGAUAUCACUGAGGGGGCAAAUUGUCUCAUGGAUCUGGUGCCCAGCUGGGACCCUAUACCCGUUCUCGGUUUGAGUGCUGGCAAACUCACCCCGGACCUGAUCUCCCUGCUCCAGGCGGAGGACACUAUAAGUGCGGCCAGGACUCCGCACCAUCUCAGCCAGGUACCCAAGAACAUGGGAUUUUGGAAUCGUUUGCACAAUCACAUCAUGUACUUGGGCGAGCCAAUAAUCAACUGGGUAAUCAUUCGUCCCGUUCUUUCUAAAACCGUGUCCACGGGAAAAGUUUUUCCCAAGUUGCAACUGGUGUUACUCAACACACAUCCUGUCGUGGAUUAUGUUCAGAAUCUGCCGCCAGGCGUCAUCGAAGUGAGUGGACUUCACAUCAAACAAGAGAUCAGUCCUUUGCCUGAUUAUAUAGAAAAGUUUACGGAAAAAUUCAUCUACGGCAUUGUGUACAUCAAUUUGCCUUACAUCGAGUCGAUUGGCCAGGGAAUUGAGUCUAUGGUCCAAAUGAUACACGACAAUCCCAACUGUGGUUUCAUUUGGAAUGUUAAGGAGAUGAAAGUCCUGCCAGCGGAAAUGCCAAAUUUGUUAACACUUCAUAAUGAUCAGUCCCUACAACAGGAUAUUCUAGCUAUGUCUGCUGUUAAAGGCUUUCUCAAUCAUGGCGACAGUUUUAGUGUCCAGGAAGCAGUUUUUUAUGGCGUACCCAUGGUUGUUCUUCCCGUGAAUUUGGAGCAGUUUAAUACUGCUCAGCGUGUUAAAGAACGCCGCUUGGGUGUAAUGCUUUCGGCCAAGGAUUUCCAUCUGCAAUCCUUCCAUGAUGCCCUCCAAUUGAUCCUCGAUGUCCAACAAUUUACCACCGUUCUGUACCAGGCCCAGCAGAACUUUCUUGCCCGCCAGCAAUCCCCUAUUGAAAUCGCCAUUUGGCAUGCUGAAAAAUUGAUUGCCGAGCCACGUUUCUAUAGGCAUCUCGCCCAAGUGGAGGCCAUUGACCAGAAUUUCUUUGUUGCCCACUCUUUGGAUGUCCUGGCAGUGCCGUUUCUCCUCUUUCUGUUCUUCGUUUUAAAUUUGUUGAGCGUAAUUUCUAAACUCGUAGAAGCCCCCAAGAAAAAGGAGCUAAAAAAACGCAAAAAGAUUAAGAAGGUGGUCGAGAAAACAAUGCCCGAGAAUAAGACGAUUUUAGAACAAAACGUCAGUUUAAUGGAAGAUUUAAAAGAAGAAUUAAUCGAAGGUGAAAUGGAGUUACUCUCAGAAAAUCAGUCAGACAUUCCAAAAGGAGUAGAUGGAUUGGCAGAAGAAAACAAUCUCACAGAUGAGGAUUUGUUGCUCAUCCAAGAAGAGAAGACUUUGCUGGAUAAAAAGGAGGAUUGAUGAGCUUUCUCAGGCUGUUUGUAUUUUUAAUACACAAAAAUAUUUUACAACAUAUAAAGACUGGUAAUAAAUAAAUGUAGUAACAAUCUCCCUA
Messenger RNA from Drosophila kikkawai, 2054 nucleotides. It is a transcript of the gene Ugt305A1, whose product is annotated as UDP-glycosyltransferase family 305 member A1. Gene Ontology annotation, molecular function: UDP-glycosyltransferase activity. The record is from RefSeq and is a predicted model, not a curated record. NCBI's taxonomy places the organism in Eukaryota, Metazoa, Arthropoda, Insecta, Diptera, Drosophilidae.